AUGGCUGGGAAAAUUAAGGACAAACUUAGAAAACGCGAUCGAAUUUUUGCUAGCCUGCUGGGUAAAUUAGAACCUCCUCCAUCUCCAGCAAAUUUGGAUAACACUAUUGGUCGUAACAAUGGUGCUUUGGGUGCGCACACAGGCGUUCGGUUACCGCAAAUUUCUCUACCAGAGUUUAACGGGGAUUUCAAAGGUCAAGGGCUUUCUUUCAAGUCAACGUUUGUAUCAUUGAUACAUGACUCUAAUGAACUCAGUGACGUGCAGAAAUUUCAUUAUCUGAAAUCUGCACUAAAAGGGGAGGCGGCCAAACUGAUCGAGUCUCUCACGAUCACCAACGGAAAUUAUAUGAUAGCGUGGGACACCAUCAGCAAGCGCUACUCCAACGAAUACCUGUUAAAGAAGCGACAUCUCCAGGCGUUGAUGGAAUUCCCGAGGAUUGAAAAAGAGACGGCGGGACGAAUACAUGGACUGGUGGACGAGUUUGAUCAACGACUGAAGAUCUUGAAGCAACUGGGUGAGAAGACGGAACAUUGGGGAGCGAUGAUUAUCCAUUGGAUGUGCUCUAAGCUGGAUUCUCGCACUUCGCAGUUAUGGGAAGAUCAUGCCGCAUCGAUAAAAGAACCAACAUUUUCGGUAUUGGUGGACUUCUUGGAGAAACGAACAAGAGUAUUAGAUGCGGUGUUGUCCAACGCAAACAAUGGUUCGGGCCAACCCAAGACAAUUAUGAAACGUGAGCGUAUAGCGGUGCAUGCUUCUUCGGAAGGCGGAAGGAACGAGCCUACUUGUCUAUGUUGUGGCGAUCUGCAUUAUUUGGUACGGUGUUCAAAAUUCCAGGAUCUCGGGCUGAAGGAAAAGUUAGAUUUCGUCAACGGCAAGCGUUUAUGUGGCAAUUGUUUUAAGACAGGUCACUGGGUACGAGAUUGCAACUCGAAGUUUAGCUGUAAGAAAUGCGGGAAGAAACACAACACAUUGAUACAUCCGGGAUUUCAACCAGCAAAGGCAACAAGCGGCAGUUCAGAAGACAACGAAUCAACGACUGGACGGAAAAGUGACGUAGCUAGGAUGCACAUCGCUGCAGAAAUAACAGACGGAAGAGACAGUGAUGCAGCAGAAGGAUCCACAGCAGGAUCAUAUAGUGUCGGAACUAAAAAGAAUAGCUUGAGUUCUAGAGUAUUUCUUUCUACGGUGGUGGUAGCGAUACACGAUCAAAAUGGUAAUAAACAACUAGCUCGAGCGUUGUUGGAUAAUGGAUCCCAGGUUAAUGUUAUGAGUGAGAGGCUGUGUCAAAUGCUGAAGCUUAAACGUCGACCGAUUUGCAUUCCAAUAACGGGAGUUGGACAGUCUGAAUCAACGGCGAGACAUGCGGUUAGUACAACGGUCCAUUCCCGAGUUAGCGAUUUUUCCAUUGGAUUGGAUUUCUUGGUGUUACAGCGGGUCACAGCUGAACUUCCUUCAGCAACGGUACCAAUUUCCCAUUGGAAUAUUCCUCCCAAUCUUCAGAUGGCGGAUCCUCAAUUCAAUUUCAGUAGUCGCAUUGAUCUUCUAUUAGGCGCAGAGCAUUUCUUCGGUUUCUUGGUAGACAGGGAGGUGAAAAAGAUGGUCUUGGGUCCGAAGCUACCGAUACUUGUGAAUUCAGUUUUUGGGUGGAUUGUUUCUGGUCGUGAUGAAAGCAUACCACGGAAAAGGACAGUGCGAUGCUGCACAGCAACAACCACCGAGAAAAUCGAGGAACUGAUCGAAAAAUUCUGGCGGGUAGAUGGUUGUGAAGACCAGCCUGCUUGGUCUAAGGAGGAACAAGAAUGCGAAGAGGACUUCAAAAGAACACACUCAAGAUCAGAAAAUGGUCGAUACAUCAUUAAGUUACCCAAACAUACGAACUGGGAUCGGAUGUUGGGAAAUUCUCGAGCAAUGGCAUUGGAUAGAUACCGGAAAUUGGAAAAACGACUGGAACGGAACCAGAACAUGAAGGAACAAUAUCAUUCAUUCAUGAAGGAAUAUUUGUUUAUGCAACACAUGCGGAAGAUAUCGGAUUUGGAGCUUCAAUCAGAAGUCCAAGAACCGUACCGGCGGAAGGUAUUUUAUUUGCCGCACCACGCGGUGAUCAAACAAGCAAGCACGACUACAAAAGUACGCGUCGUCUUUGAUGCUUCGACGCGUACAGACAGCGGUUACUCCCUCAACGACGCUCUUUUGAAAGGACCCGUAAUUCAAGACGACUUAUUGAAUUUGCUCUUACGUUUCCGCAAGUAUGAGGUAGCACUUGUGGGAGAUGUCGAAAAAAUGUACAGACAAAUACUUCAUGAUAACAAAGACAACCUCCGUUUACGAAUAUUUUUCCGCUUCUCAGAAGAUGAGCCCAUAGGUGUGUACGAACUACUUACAGUUACGUAUGGACUCACUCCUUCAUCUUUCUUAGCAACACGGGUGCUGAAACAGCUAGCUGAAGACGAAGGAAUGGAAGGUAAUAAAGCUCGAUCAGCGCUAGAAAAGGAUUUCUACGUCGACGACUAUAUUGGAGGAGCCCCAAGUGUCGACGAAGCUAUCGAAUUGAGGGAAGAUUUAACGUCGUUGAUGAAUAAAGGAGGUUUUCCAAUCCGUAAAUGGUGCGAAUCGACCUGA
Messenger RNA from Toxorhynchites rutilus septentrionalis, 2619 nucleotides. RefSeq lists its product as uncharacterized. The coding region runs from base 1 to 2619 and encodes 872 amino acids. The record is from RefSeq and is a predicted model, not a curated record. The transcript has a single exon. NCBI's taxonomy places the organism in Eukaryota, Metazoa, Arthropoda, Insecta, Diptera, Culicidae.